AUGUUUUCGAGCAGACGUCUCUUCCUCUUCCUGACAAACAUGGCGACAACGAACGAGGAAGAAGCAAAUGGCUGCAUACAAAUCCAACAGAAGGACCCAACGGAGACCCUCAUGGCACCGGAGCCGGCCGCUACCGAAGAGGUGGUGGUUAUGAUACCCCAACAACAUCAGCAGGUACAGCAUCAGUCAUCAGAUAAGAGCCAAGAGGAAGAUCUGUUGGCCGAAGCGGCGAGCAAAACCCUCAUCGAAAUUGGUGCCAAUGAAGCCUGUAGAAGUUUGCUUAAUGCCGGUGACGAAUUUAAUGAUUUUGGUGAAUUGUCCGGGGCUAUUGCGGCUGUUUGUAAAUUAACUGAUGCUGUUUUCACAAUUCAUGAUUGUCAAACGAUUACUAAGGCGAAUCGGUCUCGUUGUGUCAAAGUUGAACCCUUGGAUGAAAAGUUCAAGUAUAAAUAUGUUAAAUAUGUUUGUAAGCAGUUUGGAUGUUCUCGUAGAAGGAACGUGCCUGGGAUACGACCGAAUCAGAAAACUUACAAAAUCGGCUGUCCUGCAUUGAUUGCAGCAUCAGUAGACCAAGCCUAUAGACUUAUUGAUAUUGGAGUAAAAACAAAAAAUGUUCGUGAAUACAUUUCCAGUGUGACUGGCAAACAAUUGACAACGAGAGACAUAAAUAAUUUGAAGGCAAAACGGAAGAAAGAACUGAUGACUGUCCACAAUUGUAACAACAAUAACACUGAAAGUCCUCCUCCAAAUAAGAAAAAGAAAAAAAUCAGCAAAGAGAUGGAAAUGUCUUCACCAAUUUCUAGCCAUGUAUUUGAUAUUUCCAAAGGCCUUCCUGCAACUGGUCUACCUGUUUUGUUAUUCCUUCAAGUUGAAAAGAGAGCUUGGAAACUACUACAAAAAAGUGCCAGCGGUAUUGAUGGCCAUGUGACAUUCCUCAGUGGACAGAAGAUUUACAAAACAAAUGUUUACAAACUUUUAUUUGACACGGAAUCAUAUUUCAAGAUUACAGACCAAACUGCAUUUUAUCCUUUUAUUGAAAUUGUAUUCCAAGUGACAGAUCCCAAUCAUAAUCACCAUAUACCAAUCCAGAUAAGUCCACACAGUUAUUCCUGCCACAGAGAACUUACACAACAAGAAUCAGAUCUUGUGUUGACUCCCUCUCCCCAAACAGCUUCCCCAUCCCGCCUCUCUUGA
Messenger RNA from Acanthosepion pharaonis, 1194 nucleotides. The record is from the annotation of a GenBank genome assembly. Lineage: Eukaryota; Metazoa; Mollusca; Cephalopoda; Sepiida; Sepiidae.